This is a messenger RNA of Aphis gossypii (cotton aphid), 1419 nucleotides long. RefSeq lists its product as uncharacterized. The transcript has 6 exons. NCBI's taxonomy places the organism in Eukaryota, Metazoa, Arthropoda, Insecta, Hemiptera, Aphididae. Gene Ontology annotation, cellular component: membrane; dendrite; neuronal cell body. Bases 136 to 1239 code for a protein of 367 amino acids. The record is from RefSeq and is a predicted model, not a curated record. Gene Ontology annotation, biological process: sensory perception of taste.
UUCCGAGAGUGUUUUUAAUCAUAUUAUUUUUUUUCUUUUUUGAAAAGGACGACAGGCUAGUACAAUAUCAUAUUGUGAAUUGCCGUUGACGCAGUAUUUUGUACUCGAAUAUUAUAAUAUCUACUUUGAGGAUUUAUGGAUUCACCGUGGAUUAUCAAUCCCAACGUUACGUAUUAUGUGUCCAGAGUUUUCGGGUUUCUGCCAUUAGUCGGAAAAGGCAGGGUUAUCAUAGCAUCGCUGUACUCUUUAAUAAUGUGGAUAUGUUUGGGCUUGUCCGGAAUUUACGUGAACUUGUACCAUUUCAAGAAAAACCAAAACGUAUUGCCGCAAUUCAGUAUGCUAACGAAGGUGAUUUUUAUCGAAGUGCUAACCAAGUUCAUCGUGACCAUUUUUAGCAUCGUGAUUUCAGUGCACAGAAGUCAAGGUUAUAACCGGCUGCUAAAAAAAUUCUUCAAAUUUGAUGAUUUGGCAUCGAGUAUGCCGGGUCCGCCGGAUGUGUAUAUUCAAGCAUUCUACUUGCUGCACGCCUUGUUUGUUGGUGCCCAUAAUUUCGUUUGCAGUUGUUAUUAUACGAGCAUCCCUGUAUAUAUAUUGCUGUUAUGGAAUCUAUUUUGCUCAUCGACUACACUGGUGAUCGUCCAAUACAUCGUAUACAUCCGGAUGUUAAGGGACAGAUAUGAGUUGGCCAACAAAAUUUUCAGAAAAAGUGCGUUAAAUAAUUCUUUUCCUGAUACAAAAUACAUUCAUCCCAAAGAAUUGAACAAAUUAUUUACUGAACUUCGUGAACUGACGGAGGAAGUAAAAAUCUAUUAUGCAUAUCACGCAAUACUUAUCAUCAUCGAAACAGUUAUAAUACUUGUAUCAAGUGUGACGUCAUUGACAGUUAACUAUCUUAACGAGUUGGAUACAGAAUUCGUCCAUAAUGGAUAUUUCAUUGGGCACUGUACCUUGAGAUUUAUAUUUUUGUUUUAUUUGGUUCGAGAAACCCAUAAAACUAUACUCGAAGCAAAAAACACUGCUUUGAUUGGUCACGAAGCAUUGCAUAUUACAUCAGACAUUGCUAUAGUGAAACACUUCGAAAUAGUUAUACUUAACUGCUGGAAUAAUCCGAUUGUAUUUGACGUAUACGAUUUCUUUGAUUUGAAUUACAAUCUUCUUCAAUCGAUAAUAGCAUCUGUAGUGACAUACGUAGUCGUUUUGGUUCAAAUACAGUCGGUGAUCAUGAACAUGGAGCCUUAACAGUUUUUACUCUUACACAAAAUCUGUAGAUAAUAAUAUUUAUUAUAUAUUAGGUAUAAUAAAUUAUUAUAAUAAUAAAUGUAGUAAUGUGUUUUAAUAAAAUGUAACCACUAACCACUUACUUAUUAAUAUUAUUAGUGAGUUAAAUUGAAUUGAAUUCGUAUUUAAAAUUUAAAAAAA